Molecule: messenger RNA, 960 nt
Organism: Microthlaspi erraticum
Lineage: Eukaryota; Viridiplantae; Streptophyta; Magnoliopsida; Brassicales; Brassicaceae
Source: the annotation of a GenBank genome assembly
AUGUCCACAAAUGAUGACAAUUGGCGAUCAUGGAUGUAUAACGAUAGAUGGGAUUCAAGUACCGGACGUCAUAAUGAAGAUUUCGCUGUUGGACUCACCGAAUUCAUGCGAUUCGCAACAAAUCAGGACAUAUGCUUACAAAGUGGUAAGUUGUUUUGUCCUUGUCCAAGAUGUGAUAAUAAUAAAUUCAUCACUGUUAGUAAGGUGUGGAAUCAUUUAAGUAGUCGAGGAUUUAGGCCAAAUUAUAAAGUGUGGUAUUGUCAUGGAGAAAAUGAUUACAUGAAUGUGGGUAGUACUAGUGAGUAUAUGGCAGAAAGGCUUGAGGAACCUAGAAUGGUAGAAAGGUUAGAGGAACCUAGAAUGGUAGAAGAGAACGUAGGUACGGUUCAGAUGGUUCAUGAUGCGUUUAUGGAGAAUAGUCAUAUGUUCCCAGAAGAAGGAAAUAGAGUGGAGGAACCAAAUUUGGAAGCAAGUAGAUUUUUUACUAUGUUAGACGCAUCGAAACAACCACUAUAUGCAGGUUGUAAGCCAGGCCAUUCUCCUUUGUACGUUGCAACAAGGUUGAUGAAUUUCAAGACUGACUAUAAUUUGCCUGAGGAUUUAGUAGAUGGUUUUGCUGAUUUUGUCAAUGAAAUUUUACCGGAAGACAAUUUGGCACCAACUACAUUUUCUGCGGUUGAGAAGCUUGUUUCUGGUCUUGGUUUGCCAUAUCAGAUGAUCGACGUUUGCAUCGACAACUGUAUGAUUUACUGGAAAGAAGACGCAAAAUUCUUGGCUUGUCGAUUUUGCGGAAAGCCUCGGUUUCAGAACACCGGAGGGAGAGUUCGAGUGGCGUUUAAGCGUAUGUGGUAUCUGCCAUUAGCGGAUAGGUUGAAAAGGCAUACAGAACAGAGGUGUUGGAAUAAGAAAGAUGUUGUAUUGCUAAUGUUGAACAUGAAAGAACUAAUGAUGUGGCAGUAG